Messenger RNA from Knipowitschia caucasica, 1911 nucleotides. Lineage: Eukaryota; Metazoa; Chordata; Actinopteri; Gobiiformes; Gobiidae. The record is from the annotation of a GenBank genome assembly.
AUGAAUGGGUUUGGCUGCAGUCUCGCCGUCUGCACCUGCGAGCUUAUAUUUGGACUGAACCCAAGAGUCGGGUGGAAGCUGCAGAAGAGGCCCUCGUCUUCAUCACUGCAGCCUGAGCCCACAUGGCCCAUCAGAGCGGAUGUAAAGAUGGGCUGCUGUCUGUUUGUCUACUACCGACGGAAGAAGAGAAAGCAGGAGAGCAGAGAUGUGGACUCCCUCAGUCUGUGCAGCCUCGACAUCAACGAGCCCAGUACGAAGCGAUCCAAACCCAUCUCCAGGGUCACGUCUUUGGUCGGUCUUCUCCCUCCGGUGAAAACAGCUCCACUGAAGAGGAUCGGCCUCAGUCUCCAGCGUUCCAUCAGUUUACGCGCAGACAGCCGCACUGAGCCGCCUCCGGCCUCUUCCUCCGUUUCCGUAGUGAAAACUCGAUUCGUCGCAGCCACCAAGUCCAGCCCCGGUUCCUCGGCAACCAUCCCUCGCGUCUCCACGGGAACAGCAGCAUCGUUGGCGUCCGGGUCCAAGCGGCGGGACAGCAAACUCUGGAGCGAGACCUUCGACGUGCGGCUGUCGCAGACUCUGAGCCCGAAAGAAAUCAAGAGACAAGAGGCCAUCUUUGAGCUGGUUCAGGGGGAGCAGGACCUGGUGGAGGAUCUCAAACUGGCCAAAAAGGCGUACCACGACCCCAUGAGGACUCUGUGCAUCAUGACUGAGCAGGAGCUGAACCAGAUCUUCGGGACUCUGGACUCUCUGAUCCCUCUGCACGAAGACCUGUUGAGUCGACUCAGGGAUGAGAGGAAAUCAGACGGAUGCACUGAACACGUGGGACACAUCCUCACACAGUGGGUGCCGUGUCUGUCUGAAUACACCCCGUACUGCAGUAACCAGGUGAAGGCCAAAGCACUGCUGGACCAGAAGAAGCAGGAGUGCAGGGUGCAGGAUUUCCUCCAGCGCUGCCUGCUCUCUCCCUUCAGCAGGAAACUGGAGCUGUGGAGCUUUCUGGACAUCCCACGGAGCCGGCUCGUCAAAUACCCCCUGCUGCUGAGAGAGAUCCUGCGCCACACCGACAACGAGCACCCGGACCGGCAAGGACUGGAGGAGGCGAUGGCGAUGGUGCAGAGCGUGGUGGCAGACAUAAACCGGCAGACGGGAGAGUCGGAGUGCGAGUUUUACAAAGAGAGACUGGUUUAUUCUGAGGAAGGACAAAGACACGAGUUGAUCGACCGCUCCCGAACGCUGAGCUGCCACGGAGAGCUGAAGAACCACCGGGGAGUGAAGCUGCACGUUUUCCUCUUCCAGGACGUGCUGCUCAUCACUCGCUCCGUCACCAGCUCGGAACAGCCAAUCAGGUACCAGCUUUGCCGUCAGCCAAUCCCCCUCGAGCACCUGGAGCUGGAGGACCUAUCGGACGGGGAGAUGAGAGUGGGCGGGUCCAUCCGAGGAGCGUUCAGCAACAACGAGAGAACCAAGAACUUCUUCAGAGUCUUGUGUAAAGUGGGAGGACAGAGCCACUGUUUCCAGGCCAGUGACACUUUUAACAAACAACAAUGGAUGAACUGUAUCCGCCAAGCCAAAACCACGCCCACACCGAGGACCCCCACGUGCCCAGGACGUGUCCCAGACGAGACCGGGGGCCACAGGUUGGACAAUGCUCCCACAAACCCCAUCAACGUCACGGGACAAGACUUAGAAACAGAAGCAGCCAGAGAUAUGGAGGUGGAAGGCGUGGAUGAAGCUGGAUUAGAUGGAGAUCAGAUUGUACUUGAUGAACGACAUGUGGAGAGUAGAAUGGAAGAGGACAGUGUUGUUGAACCGUCUCCAGCUCAGCAGAAGAAAACCAUUCACAACCAGGAAGUAAACAAAGAAAUGGACUCUAUACAAGAAACAGAGGGAGCCAUGCAAGAGGAAUCAUGA